Thlaspi arvense is the source of this 952-nucleotide messenger RNA. The record is from the annotation of a GenBank genome assembly. Lineage: Eukaryota; Viridiplantae; Streptophyta; Magnoliopsida; Brassicales; Brassicaceae.
CGUCAUCAGGCCCACAAAAGAGAAGCCCACAACUACAUUAUUUCGUAGCCCAAUUACUCUCACCAUCCGUAUUUCCUCCCAAAACAUUUUUGCUCUCGACUCCUCUCAGCAAUGGCGAAUACCUUAAUGGCGACAACUCGUCCCUACGUUCUUCUCUCCUCCACAAGAGCGAGCUUCAGUCUCCUCUUUCAAUCUCCUAAAAGACCGUUCGCUUCAUUUUUAUCAACUCUCUCAUCUUCCGCCGUGAGAAGCACCAAUUCGAGAUGCGUGAGCGCCGUUUUGUCUCGUGGAGAGACUGUUGCGCCGUCGUCGAUUUACAGCAGAGGAGUUUCUAGGGUUUCUGGGUUUGGUGUCGUUGACAUUCGCAGCCGUAAUUUCAGUACUAGAUCCUCUCAAGUCAACGAUGCUGGGUCCAUUGAUCAAACCCUUAUGCAAUCCAUGGAGCAAAAGAUCAAAGAACAAUUAAACGCAGAGUCAGUUUCUGUCAAGGAUAUGUCUGGAGAUGGACGCCAUGUUUGCAUUAAUGUGGUAUCAUCAGCUUUUGAGGGACAAACUGCAGUUAACAGACAAAGGAUGGUCUACAAAGCGAUCUGGGAGGAGCUACAGAACGUAGUUCAUGCGGUUGAUCAAAUGACAACAAAGACUCCUUCGGAAGUUUGAAGCUUCAAGUUUUUCUACACACUAAAAGCAUCAAUAUCUAUUUAUUUGUUUAGCAGACAAAGCUAUUUGUUUUAUCAAAAACAAAUUUGAAAUAAAGUUUUUGGAUCUUUCUUCUUGUUGUUGAUGUUCUAAGCAAUUUAUUUGUCCUCUCGCAACCCGUUCGCAAACAUUACUUCUGAGGGUGGUUGCGGGAAUAUGCGUUUGAUGACCUUCUUCUCUCGAGCGUUUGUGGUUGACGGUAGCGGGCGGUUGAAUGCUACUGUUUAUUUUCUCAAAUGAGCUCACCUGAAAG